Messenger RNA from Bicyclus anynana (squinting bush brown), 4611 nucleotides. It is a transcript of the gene NKCC, whose product is annotated as bumetanide-sensitive sodium-(potassium)-chloride cotransporter. Gene Ontology annotation, molecular function: sodium:potassium:chloride symporter activity. NCBI's taxonomy places the organism in Eukaryota, Metazoa, Arthropoda, Insecta, Lepidoptera, Nymphalidae. The transcript has 20 exons. Gene Ontology annotation, biological process: potassium ion import across plasma membrane; sodium ion transmembrane transport; chloride transmembrane transport. Gene Ontology annotation, cellular component: membrane. The coding region runs from base 429 to 3590 and encodes 1053 amino acids. The record is from RefSeq and is a predicted model, not a curated record.
CGCGAUUAAGACACGAACGCGGGCGGCGGUGACACGCGUCCGAGAAUCCUGUGCGAAUUCGCGAGCGAACUCGUAAAAAAUAAUAAACUAUUGAUAAAAAAGUGCAAAAAAAUAAUAAUAAAAUCAAUUAAAUAAUACACAUUAUUAACAAUAUUAAUAAUAGUACUGUGACUAAAUAAAAAAGGAUAUUCAAAAUUUGGUGACAUUAAAAAAGAGUUUUCGGUGUAAUUUGUGAUAAUAUUAUUUAUCUAAGUUAGUUUAUGUGAGGAUGUAAUACAAGUAUAUCUACAAUAUAAAGACAGAUUCAAGACAUAAAACUAUGCGGUUGAGGACAACAUAUAAUGACACUCAUAUUAUGAUCAGUGGCGACGAAGCGAGCGUCUUACACAAAUCAAUUUUCCGGUAGUUUACAAAGUUGACCCACUACAAUGGCCGACACCAGGUUCACGGUCUCAACCGUGGAGUCAGAAGCGAAGAAGAAUGGCAUACACAAGGGAGCCAGCAUCAUCACCAGACCCCUACGCUCCUCGGUGGAGACGGUGGAAAGAGGAGACCCCAACCCACAACCCGACACAUGGCUCCACGACGCCGGCUGGAGGAGGAAGAGGUCCCUGGCCCAGCUCACAAGAGAAGCUUUGCCUAGAAUGGAAAAUUAUAGGAAUUCUCGGAGAGCCCUCAAAAGACCGAGCUUGGGAGAGAUACAUGGAGAUCAUUUGAUUACUGAAGAGGACGAAAAACAAAACGAAAGAGAUACAAAAUCGCCAACGCCAGCCGUAGGCAUCAAAUUAGGAUGGAUUCAAGGUGUGCUGAUACCAUGCCUGCUGAACAUAUGGGGGGUGAUGCUGUUCCUGCGCAUCUCGUGGGUGGUGGGGCAGGCGGGCAUCGGCCUCACGCUCUUCAUCAUUGGCAUCUCGGCCGUCGUGUGCGUCAUCACCACGCUCUCCAUGAGCGCUAUUUGUACCAAUGGAGAAGUUAAGGGAGGUGGUAUCUACUACAUAAUAUCAAGAUCCCUCGGCCCAGAGUUCGGCGCGUCUGUAGGUAUCAUAUUCGCGUUCGCAAACGCCGUCGCAGCGAGUAUGAACACCAUCGGCUUCUGUGACUCCCUGAACGACCUGCUGAAGUCUCAGGGCACGUAUAUCAUCGACAACAGCGUCAAUGACGUCAGGAUAGUGGGCUCGGUGGCGCUGCUCGUCAUGUGUAUUAUUUGUGCUGUCGGAAUGGACUGGGAGAGUAAAGCACAGAAUUUCCUGAUCGCCAUCAUCGUCGGUGCAAUGGUGGACUUCAUAGUCGGCACGUUGAUGGGACCAAAAGAUUUAGACGAAGUGGCGCAUGGCUUUGUUGGCUUAUCAGCGGAGACGUAUGCCGCUAACUUCAGGUCCGACUUCCGGUUCAGCGAGGGUAUCAAUCAGAACUUCUUCAGCGUUUUUGCGAUAUACUUCCCCUCGGUGACCGGGAUACAAGCCGGUGCCAACAUUUCUGGAGAUCUUAAGGACCCAGCAUCUGCAAUUCCCAAAGGCACUCUACUGGCCUUGCUGAUAUCAGUGAUCAGCUACGCUCUCAUGGUGCUGUUCUCUGGCGGUGGAGCGCUGAGACAAGCCAGUGGUAACCUCACCGAUCUGGUGCUGACCAACGGGACCCUGACGGAUUACAGUGGCGUUUCUAAUUGCAUCAACACUAGCAGCUGUGAAUAUGGUCUUCAUAAUAGCUACUCUGUAAUGCAGCUGAUGUCCGCAUGGGGUCCCUUUAUCUACGCGGGAUGUUGGGCCGCGACUCUAUCGACGGCUCUGACCAACCUACUGUCAGUGCCGCGUCUGAUCCAGGCGCUGGGCCGGGACCGCAUAUAUCCUGGACUCAUCUUCUUCUCCAAGCCCUACGGCCGUCACGGCGAGCCGUAUCGUGGAUACGUGCUCACAUUCUUCGUCUCACUCAUCUUUUUGCUUAUUGCGGAGUUAAACACGAUCGCGCCUCUGAUCUCCAACUUCUAUCUGGCAUCGUACGCGCUGAUCAACUACUGCACGUUCCACGCCGCGCUUGUCCGUCCUCUCGGCUGGCGGCCUACCUUCAGAUAUUACAACGUCUGGCUCUCGCUGGCUGGGUUCCUGCUCUGUGUCGCGAUCAUGUUGCUCAUCAGCUGGCAGACGUCGCUGGUCACCUACGCCAUCUUCUUCACGCUCUACCUUAUAGUCCACUACCGGAAGCCUGAUGUUAACUGGGGCAGCAGUACGCAAGCUCAAAUAUACAAGACGGCACUUUCCAGCGCUCACAACUUGGCGCGGACUGGGGAACACGUGAAGAAUUACUGGCCUCAACUGCUGGUGCUGACGGGGAAGCCUCAAGACAGGCCGGCGCUUGUUGACCUUGGCAGCCUCAUCACGAAGUCAGGGUCGCUAAUGGUCGUGGGAGAUAUAUCACAACAGAAACUAACAUACAAGGAGCGUGCGCACAGAAGACGGAUAAGUGACGAAUGGUUGCGCGGGCGUAAAGUGCGCGCUUUCUGUGCCGGUGUCAACGGGUUCAGCUUCGAAAACGGCGCCCGAGCUCUGAUGCAGGCCGCGGGUGUGGGGAGACUGGCGCCCAAUGUGCUGCUCAUGGGAUACAAAGCCGACUGGACCACUUGCCCAUCCGCUGAUCUGGAGUCCUAUUUCAAUGUUUUGCACACGGCAUUCGAAACACGACUAGCAGUGGCUAUAGUGCGCGUCGCAGGAGGCCUCGACUUCGGGGUGAUGAGUGAAGAGAUCGGUACCAGCGGACUCACUGCUAACUCCAGUAGUGGCGACCUUAGAGUACGUGCGCCCAUCAUGCAUGCUGACUCAGACCUGGACAUCCGUGCGCCGGCAGACACGCACGGCACUGGUGGAAAUAACCUUAAUUUAUUGAGUUUAACAACGUCCAGAUCGUUUACAUUAUCAGAGAAGAGUGACGCGAAAGACAAGAAAAGGAACAAGAAAGGAAUGGACAUGCACCGACAAGUGGUGUACAAAUCCGCAUCAGGAAUGGAAGUCUCAAUGGAACAACUAUCUAAUAUGACGAUAUUUAAGAGGAAACAGGAAGCCGGCACUAUAGAUGUAUGGUGGUUGUACGACGACGGUGGACUGACGAUCCUGCUCCCCUACAUCAUCUCCCUCCGAUCCUCGUGGUCACGCUGCAAGCUGCGCAUCUUUGCCCUCGCUAACCGACACCAUGAGCUGGAACUGGAGGAAAGAAAUAUGGCCAACUUAUUGGGAAAAUUCCGAAUAGACUACUCGUCUUUGACGAUGGUCCAGGAUAUAACGGAACCACCUAAGCCUGAGACUAAGACUAUGUUUGACGAUCUAAUCAAGAAGUUCACUGAUCACACGGGAGAAUCCACAAUAAGCCAGACGGAGCUGACUACCCUCGCGGAGAAGACAAACAGACAACUGCGUCUGCGCGAGCUGCUUUUAGCCAAUUCCUCGCAAGCGCGUCUUGUGGUCAUGUCACUGCCUAUGCCGAGAAAGGGAUCAGUGUCAGCUCCGCUAUACAUGUCGUGGCUCGAGAUAAUGAGCCGAGACCUUCCUCCCAUGCUCUUCGUUCGCGGCAACCACACCUCCGUACUUACGUUCUAUUCCUAGACCAAAAACUAGUACAUCAUACAGUAACAGUAGAUGAUCAUAUAAAUGAACCUCGUGUAGGUAAAUUUACAACCGACCUUUGAAUAAGUAUUAAGAACAAAUUAGUUUUUAGACGAAUAAUAACAAUUAGGUAUCUAUUUACAAAUAAAUUUAAGUUGAAGUACAAUUGAUAAAUUAUUCCAAUAAUAAGAUAUUAACUACAAUCGUUGAAAUGAAAUCUCUAGGUAUAGUAUUUUUAUUUUUUAUUUUUAUUUAAUUUUCACAGAAUGCCAAACUCGGUAAACUUAGUUGGUACUUACAAAUGCAGCAUUUCGUACAAUAAUGUUAUAUAUUUUAAGCUAGUUAUAAGUUAUUUUACCUGUGACUACCAAAGCAUAAUAUAGUACUUAUUACAAAUAAGUAGUGAAAUAGUUUUAUUAAGUGAUGUGCCUUAUUUAUUAUUAUCUAUAGUGACAACAUAAUAAAAAUAGCAAAUGAGUAUAAACUUUUAAAACAAUAGAAUCUUUAAAUAAUUUAAAAAAACAGCUAUAAAUUAAACUAUGUUAGAAAAACCAGUAUUAUGUCGUUAUUUUGAAAACUAUCGUCAUUAUAUCUAGAUUUUCAUUUAUUUUUUUUUUAUUAUUUUAUGAAUCAAAAGGAUUGUUACUACUAUAAUUUUAAUCUUUAUUUAAAUUAUCUGUUUGAAUGUUUAUUUAAUUUUAUUUUAAAAUAACUGGCAUUUCCUUGUAUGGUAAAGUUUCUACGAUAUUUGCGGUAGGUAUCUAUUAUACAUUUAUUUUUAAUAAGCAUAAUUGAGUUUUAAAUUAUAUCUUUUAUGACGAAUGAUUUUACUUAGUGUACUAUUAUUUUUACAAUUUUUUUAUUUAUUAUUUAUUUAUUUAUCAAUUUCUAUACAAAUCUUUUUGUCUUUACUAUUGUUACUACAUAUUAUAAUUACUAAUAUUUUCUACUUAAUACUACGUGUGACGUCUAGAAUAUUUCGAAAUAGAAAGACAAACUUGAAUAUAUUUUAUAAAUUAUU